GGACUGGACUGGACUGGACGCAGUUUGUCGGUCCAAAGGAGAGCCGCUGCAAGGAAAAAGGGGGGGUUGGUGGUGGCCCACAAUGCUCCAAAAACGGGGGGGGAAUUAAUCAGACAUGGAUAUUUAAAAGCUUUCCAAAGGGUUUCUCUGUUGUUUCUUUUUGCCCCCUUCCCCAGAUGUUGCUGCUGUUUAAUUCGAGCUGCUCCAUGUCUCCCAUCACUUUAUAACCGCCACAAGAUGAGGAUUUCUUCUCGCCGCUGGUUUUUCUUGAUAUUUUGGGGCUUGUGGGGACUGUCGCUGGCUGCUUUCCCGAGCAGCGUUCAGAUCGGCGGACUCUUCAUCAGAAACACGGAUCAGGAGUACACCGCGUUCCGCUUGGCCAUCUUCCUGCACAACACCAGCCCCAAUGCCUCGGAAGCGCCCUUCAACCUGGUGCCUCACGUGGACAACAUUGAGACGGCUAACAGCUUCGCCGUCACCAACGCCUUUUGCUCCCAGUACUCCCGCGGUGUCUUCGCCAUCUUCGGCCUCUACGACAAGCGAUCGGUGCACACGUUGACGUCCUUCUGCAGCGCCCUGCACAUCUCCCUCAUCACGCCCAGCUUCCCCACCGAGGGCGAGAGCCAGUUCACGCUGCAGCUCCGGCCGUCCAUCCGGGGGGCGCUGCUGUCCCUGCUGGACCACUAUGACUGGAACAAGUUUGUCUUCCUCUACGACACCGAUAGAGGUUACGCCAUCCUGCAGGCCAUCAUGGAGAGAGCGGGCCAGAACAACUGGCAGGUGAGCGCCAUCUGCGUGGAGAACUUCAACGACGCCAACUAUCGCCGACUGCUGGACGACCUGGACAGGCGGCAGGAGAAGAAGUUUGUGAUCGACCUGGAGGCCGAGAGGCUGCAGAACAUGCUGGAACAGAUUGUCAGCGUGGGAAAGCACGUCAAAGGCUACCAUUACAUCAUGGCCAACCUGGGUUUCAAAGACAUCAAUCUGGAGCGCUUCAUGCACGGCGGCGCCAACGUGACGGGCUUCCAGCUGGUGGACUUCAGCAAUGCCAUGGUCAUCAAACUGAUGCAGCGCUGGAACAAGCUGGAUCAGAGGGAGUACCCGGGUUCCGACGCCCCGCCCAAGGCAUUCUCUCCAUCUGUCUUCCAGUAUACGUCAGCGUUGACCUACGACGGGGUGAUGGUGAUGGCCGAGGCCUUCAGGAACCUCCGAAGGCAAAAGGUGGACAUUUCUAGAAGGGGCAACGCCGGCGACUGCCUGGCCAACCCCGCCGCCCCAUGGAACCAGGGCAUCGACAUGGAGCGUACUCUCAAACAGGUGCGGCUGCAGGGAUUAACAGGUAAUGUCCAGUUUGACCACUAUGGCCGCAGGGUCAACUACACGAUGGACGUGUUUGAGCUGAAGAAUAAUGGACCCAGACGGAUUGGCUACUGGAACGACGCCGACAAGCUGGUGCUGAUCCAGGACUCGCCGCACCUUCCCAACGACACGUCCGGCAUGGAAAACCGCACGGUGGUGGUGACCACCAUCAUGGAGGGUCCCUAUGUGAUGCUUAAGAAGAACUGGGAGAUGUACGAGGGCAACGACCAAUACGAGGGAUACUGCGUGGACCUGGCCUCUGAGAUCGCCAAACACAUCGGCAUCAAGUACAAGAUCUCCAUCGUCCCUGAUGGCAAGUACGGCGCCCGGGACCCAGAGACGAAAAUUUGGAACGGCAUGGUCGGGGAGCUGGUGUACGGGAAAGCGGAAAUCGCUGUGGCCCCUUUGACAAUCACGUUGGUCCGGGAAGAGGUGAUCGACUUCUCCAAGCCCUUCAUGUCGUUGGGCAUCUCCAUCAUGAUCAAGAAGCCCCAGAAAUCCAAACCGGGCGUCUUCUCCUUCCUGGACCCGUUGGCCUACGAGAUCUGGAUGUGCAUCGUGUUCGCCUACAUCGGCGUGAGCGUGGUGCUCUUCCUGGUCAGCCGCUUCAGCCCGUACGAGUGGCACACCGAGGAGCCCGAGGAGGGCACCGACGGUCCGCCAAGCGACCAGCCCCCCAAUGAGUUUGGCAUCUUCAACUCGCUCUGGUUCUCCCUGGGCGCCUUCAUGCAGCAGGGCUGCGACAUCUCUCCCAGGUCCUUAUCCGGUCGCAUCGUUGGCGGCGUGUGGUGGUUCUUCACCCUCAUCAUCAUCUCGUCCUACACGGCUAAUCUGGCCGCCUUCCUCACCGUGGAGAGGAUGGUGUCCCCCAUCGAAAGUGCCGAGGACCUGGCCAAGCAGACAGACAUUGCGUACGGAACUUUGGACUCUGGCUCCACCAAGGAGUUCUUCAGGCGCUCCAAGAUAGCCGUCUAUGAGAAGAUGUGGGGCUACAUGAAGUCGGCCGAGCCCACCGUCUUCACCAAGACCACGGCGGAGGGCGUGGCGCGCGUACGCAAGUCCAAGGGCAAGUACGCCUUCCUGCUGGAGUCCACCAUGAACGAGUACACGGAGCAGCGCAAGCCGUGCGACACCAUGAAAGUCGGAGGCAACCUGGACUCCAAAGGCUACGGCGUAGCCACGCCCAAGGGUUCACAGUUAAGAAGCGCCGUUAACCUGGCCGUGUUAAAACUCAAUGAGCAGGGCCUCUUGGACAAAUUGAAAAACAAGUGGUGGUACGACAAAGGAGAGUGUGGCAGCGGAGGCGGUGGCGAGAAGGACAAAUCGUCACAGGCCCUCAGUCUGAGCAACGUGGCGGGGGUCUUCUACAUCCUGGUGGGGGGCCUGGGCCUGGCCAUGCUGGUGGCCCUCAUCGAGUUCUGCUACAAGUCCCGCAACGAGGCCAAGAGAAUGAAGCUCACGUUCACGGAAGCUAUGAGGAACAAAGCCCGCCUGUCCAUCACAGGCAGCGUGGGUGAAAACGGACGAGUGCUGACGCCCGACUGCCCCAAGGCCGUGCACGCCGGGCCACCCCUCCGCCAGAGCUCGGGCCUCGCCCUGGUCUCCGCCGAGCUGCCAUGAAAGCCAAAGACCUCUCAAGUGCCUUAGUCCGAGCGCAAAAACCGGGAAAGGGAACAGCAGGCUUGGCGCACUAACCCCACCCAACCCCCCCACCACCACCCCCCAAACCCUGACCACCACUCGACCAGCCGGCGAGGCGAAAACACUGAGGUGUUUUUCCUUUUUUUUAAGAAAGACUUGCAACUGUGAGGAGAAUAUCAUCGUUUCUGAUCAUGUAUGACCUGAAAACAGAAAAACUGCUUUGCUGAACUGUGGAUCCUCCCCAAGAGGAGACGUUCCACGGACUCUCGAUAUCAACAAGUGGGAUGAAAACAUUUGUAUCCAUACUACAAAGUCUAUUGAUAUUGAAUCUAUAUAAUAUAAAGACAUAAGUACAUAUGUAUAUUGAGUAGCUGUACAUAGGGACGACUGUGCUUGCUCAUUUUUAAACAAAGAUUGUCUAGUGGCCACUUCUUCUUUUCUAAUGGCAAUAAUAUUUCAACAUCUACGUAUUCUACCACGAAGGAACAUUUCCAAAAUGUAGCAGCCUCAUACAAAAUAAUUGACCCAUUUCUACCAUGAAUGUCGACAGGCUCCGCCUCCUUCCGCAACCCACUGUGUUUCAAAACUGUGGUCCGAAUAGAAGUAUUUUUUUUCCAUUCUUUGCUCUAUUUUUUCUACAAGACAAGUAUUAAGCGAGUAGAUAUUUUAGUUUGGGCGUAACAAACGCAAACAACGGCCAUUUUCUCUUCAAUGUUGUCGGAAUAUUUCUGUACGUAUUUGUGUGCGUGUCCAACGACUGACUCUACUGUCCUUACGCGGGAACACUGUGGACACGCCAUCAUCGCUACACUCCGAAUGUCCCGGAAUUUGAAAAAAAAAACGUGCAAGAGGACGUCACAGUUUUUAAGAGCGGUGAUGGUGGUGAUGGCCUUUUUUUUCUCCUGUCCAUCUUCAAAAUUCUAAAAGUACCACAGCGUCUAAGGGUUUUAAAUUGUACAUUUUUAUUUUGAGGUUGUUUUUUUAAAGUAAAAAAUCAUUUCAAGUUGA
Doryrhamphus excisus (bluestripe pipefish) is the source of this 4008-nucleotide messenger RNA. Its product is annotated as glutamate receptor 4. Gene Ontology annotation, cellular component: membrane. NCBI's taxonomy places the organism in Eukaryota, Metazoa, Chordata, Actinopteri, Syngnathiformes, Syngnathidae. Gene Ontology annotation, biological process: monoatomic ion transport. The record is from RefSeq and is a predicted model, not a curated record. Gene Ontology annotation, molecular function: signaling receptor activity; ligand-gated monoatomic ion channel activity.